Messenger RNA from Heterobilharzia americana, 1419 nucleotides. NCBI's taxonomy places the organism in Eukaryota, Metazoa, Platyhelminthes, Trematoda, Strigeidida, Schistosomatidae. The record is from the annotation of a GenBank genome assembly.
AUGGAAGUAAAGCGUAAUAUGAAUAUCAAACACCCCUCUGGGAAACAAAGAACAUUAAUAGAGAACAUUGCACUUUGUGAGAAAAUUAUGGCUCAGAUGAUGUUAAAAGAGAAGCAAGCUUCCUCCGGCUACACUAAUUUGGCACAGAGAGGAGGCUUGCAUAGGCUUUCGGUGGGCAGCAAAUCACAUCAGAACGUAAAUUCUAAUUGCUUACAGUCUGUGGACCAAAAAAAACAUGACACAGAGAGUAAAAAUUUAUCACAAAAAAAGACAUCUCGUCAGUGUCUUUCUGAAAGGUCUCUGCCAAAAAGCUUUUCGAACGCAAAGAAACGAAGUGCACAAGAAAAUAUAUCUUUGUUACUAUCUCACAUCUUGACAGAUGGCAGUUAUAACUCAGAAGGUCAAGAUGAGCCUGUUCACCUUCAUAUAUCCACUGAGGUUCCAGAGCAACCAUUAAUUCAUAAACAUAACAUUCCAAUUAAUUUAAAUUCUGAGCAGAAUGAUGAGCCAAUUCAACAAGAACCGGCAAGUAGGUUCUUGGACUGUGCAGUUCAAACUGUAAAAGAACCAAGCAAUCCGCUUUUGAAACUUUCUAAGUCAGUCCAGUUUACAACUGACGAACCGACUACUAAUUCAAUUGGAAUCGAUUGUAAUAUCUUGAGUUUAAGUUCAAGCAGAGAUGACAUUUCAUCUCUUCUUGACGAAAAAAACAACUUAUCACUCAGCAAAAACAACAGAUUGAAAACUUGCAGCAGGCAUUGUCAUCCGAGCAAUAUCAAAUCCGAACUUGAUAAAGUUAGAUUAAAUUGGUUACAAAAAGAGAAUCAAUUUAAUGUGGAAAAAGAACGGUUUCAUAAAAAGUUGUCUGCUGUUCUAGCAGCUAAGGAUCAGGCUGCCAAAAACCUUGAAACAUCACGUGAAUACAUUAAACUUUUGAAAGAUCGAAUGUCUAUGUUAGAGCAGUCUCAGUCAGAUGUGAGACCAUUUUCACAAUAUCCGAAGCAUUCAUCACCAGAAAGAUGUGAAAGUUUUUCCACUGACUCAGCAUAUUCUCAAGUUCAUCUGAAGCAUAUCAGUUCACUCAGAUCAACACCAGAUCUGUCAGCUACGUUACCUACCUUAAGUAAACUUCUCCUUCUCGGUAAUGAAUAUCGAGAGUCUCACAAAUGUAUGGCAGCAGCUUCUCAAAGUCCUGCUAAAAACUGUCUCAUAAAUCAGUCAUGUCAAACAGAAUGGGAUGAUCAGCAUUAUUGGAGUGACCGACUGCAGAGUUCGAACAAUCAUGAUAAUUCAUUUGAAAGCGAUUGCUUUUCGGCCCAUUCAAUACCCGUAUCUUCAAACAAUGAGCGAAAAUCAACCACUGAACACAAAGAUACUACACAACAAUCACAUUACAAUGUUCCCCUUUUUCCAGUAUAA